AUGUAUGUGACAACAGAUGGGGGACCACAGUUCAACAGCACGGAGUUUCGAAAGUUGUCUGUAGAAUGGGAAUUCCUACAUACUAUGUCUACACCACACCACCAACAAGCAAAUGGGAAGGCUGAAGCAGCUGUAAAAAUAGUGAAGCAACUGUUAAAGAAAUCUUACGAAACUAAGACAGAUUUCUGGAAAAACUUGCAGCAAUGGAGAAAUGUUCCAAACAGUGGUGAUAGUUCUCUCUCGCAGCGCAUGUUCAGCAGAAGAACUCGUUUCAACAUACCGAUGGCUGAGGCUAAAUAUGAAUCUAAAAUUCAGGAAGGAGUAAAAGAGCAAAUACAGAAAAAUCGUCAACGAGCCAAGCAGUACUAUGAUAGAAAAGUUAGAGUCUUACCAUCACUGGAGAUCGGUCAACCAGUUUUCGUUAAAAAGAAACCAACAGAUAAAGUUUGGACACCAGCCUCCGUCGUCGAUAUACCUAGCGAUCGUUCUGCAAUCGUGGAUGCCGGCGGUCAAAGAUUGUGGCGAGAUAACGUAAUGAUCAGACCAGCAACAAAUCUACCAAAGCUAUCACCGUCAACACAAACUGGAUUGCAAGACCGAAACACAGUAGAACAACCAGAUGCUAUGCAAGCUAUGGGAACAGCUUGCAGCCCAUUGGAACCCGUACCGUUAUAUACACCCUCAUCAUCAACGGAGGUACCCCCGAAAGACCGGCCUCGGAGAGCUACGCAGCUGCCGAAACGAUUUACUGAUUUUGAAAUGAAGGCCAAGUUUACAGUUACCCUGCUUCUCGUUGGAGGAAAUCUAGGCAGUACAUAUGAUUCAGAAAAUUCAAACUUAGAUUCUGCAACCACCUGUGUCGAAACUGAAACUAAAGAGCACAAAGAUGAGACUGGAAAAGAUUGGUAUUAUGACGAAAUGGAUAUGCAUGAAGUAGAGUCCUACGACGAUCAUGAUUUGCCAGAUUCGGAUUGUGACUUUGAGGAAAGUUAUAGUAGUCGUAAGCGACGGGGCAAAAGUGGUAAAGGUGGAUCCAAUUCCGUUAAAAGUAAAUCAAACAUUAUUGAUCCCAUUACUCCACGUAGAGGCCGUGGUACCGGUCGUGGUCGUGGGCGAAAAUCACAAGGUGUUGGAGAGAACCCAACCACUAAAGAAUUGGCUGAUAAUCCUGCAAAAAAAAAUCGAGCGCAGACGCUACCUGUUUUAGUUCCACGAACUGGUUCGUCUCCAUUAACUCUUCCAGAGGAGCCUGCAAUGCCUAUUUUGGUACCAGAAAAUAAAACUACUGAAGAGCUUGAAGAAAAGAGCAUAAAUAAAGCUGGUACUUCAUUAAACGCAAUGUCAAUAACGGUGCCUAAUGCCUCGCCUAUUCCGUUUCAAGAAAAAAAUCGGGCUCUACCUUCACCAUAUUGUGAUUUUUGUCUUGGUGAUGCCCGUGAAAACAAGAAAACUUUUGAACCCGAGGAUCUCGUUUCGUGUUCCGAUUGCGGACGAUCAGGACAUCCGACGUGUCUGCAAUUUACAGCCAAUAUGAUUAUCUCCGUUCGAAAAUACCGUUGGCAGUGUAUCGAAUGUAAAUAUUGCACAAUUUGCGGUACCUCGGACAAUGAUGACCAGCUUCUAUUUUGUGAUGAUUGUGAUCGUGGAUAUCACAUGUACUGUUUGUCCCCACCGCUGGUUUCCCCUCCAGAAGGAUCGUGGAGCUGCAAAUUGUGUACCGAAGAAUUUCACAAGAAGUAAUGGAAGUUUAUAAUUAAAUAUUCAAACAUGCUAUAAAAGUGCUGCACGAUGAACUAAGGACUAUGACUUGAUUAAUAUUGUCACAAGGGCUGUAUAGCAUUUACAGCUAACAUACACAUCUGAUAACGAAAUGUAAGAUAGUAAGCCGUAUCAUAGAGACUUAAGAAGUAACGCUUGUUUCUACUCAUAUUAAUAGUGUAUUGCUGAAAUUUUGCGGAAAUUAUAAAUUCCAUUCCCAUUUCAUUUAAAAUAAAAUGAUUUAUGCAUAAGAUAAGUGAUGUCGAUGAUAACGCUAGCUUUUACAGGCCAUAUUUUUAAGAUAAUUAUUGGGCGUUUUCAUAUACGCUAAGAAAAAAGCAACAGAAAAAUGAGUAAGAUUCGAUUUAUUUUAAGAUUGAGUGAAAUUCAACAAAUAAUUGAAUUAUUAUAAACUGAUUAGAUCUUUAAGUUAUUGAUACUGAGUAUUAGGACGUAAUGCUCUUCAUUUGUUUUGUUAUAUCGCUUGCUUGUAAACUAAUAUAUUUCUAUUCUCGGGUUCCUGAAAUGAACACGUAAAGCGAAAGUAAAGAAAAUGAAAAGAUACAUAACAAAAUUUUACUUAUUUUUAUACAUUUACGGUCAUUGUUUGCAACUGAAUGAAACCUCAGUCAUUGAGUUAUUUUAUACGAGUUUAUACACUCUUAAGUUUAAAGUGCCCGAAUGUAGAAUA
Molecule: messenger RNA, 2449 nt
Organism: Sabethes cyaneus
Lineage: Eukaryota; Metazoa; Arthropoda; Insecta; Diptera; Culicidae
Gene: d4
Exons: 4
Coding region: 1-1740 (579 amino acids)
Biological process (GO): DNA integration; nervous system development
Cellular component (GO): nBAF complex
Molecular function (GO): nucleic acid binding
Source: RefSeq, a predicted model, not a curated record